Molecule: messenger RNA, 1595 nt
Organism: Chelmon rostratus (copperband butterflyfish)
Lineage: Eukaryota; Metazoa; Chordata; Actinopteri; Chaetodontiformes; Chaetodontidae
Gene: mob3c
Product: MOB kinase activator 3C
Exons: 4
Coding region: 495-1145 (216 amino acids)
Biological process (GO): signal transduction; positive regulation of protein phosphorylation
Cellular component (GO): nucleus; cytoplasm
Molecular function (GO): protein kinase activator activity
Source: RefSeq, a predicted model, not a curated record
ACAUAGACAGCAGAGCCCAGUAGACAAAGUCAGGAUAUGACAUCAUCCACAGGAAGAGAAGCUAAACAACUUUUUCUCUCUUUACUGUGUUGUUUCUGCUGCUGAGUGAAGUCGGAGCCUCUCGGUCUGUUAGCGGCCGGCGGAGAAGGAGAGGAUCCAGCGGUGCUAGAGGGGGGCAGAGCAGCUGGAUCUGUCCUCCACAGGCAGUUUAGAGCCAAGGGGUCCGGCGCCUGAAUCCUCCCUGAACCUCCCACGACUUUCCGCCUCACUCUAGAUCCUCCGCUGCAGGAUUUUGGCCAGAAACGUGCCGCCACCUGAAAACAAGGGCUCCCUGCAAUCUUUACAUGACAGACGUUGACCCCGUGUGACCUGAUUUCCCAGCUGAAACCAGCCUGGUUCCGUCUAUCAGGAAGGUCACGCUUUAUCCACCUCAAAACUAUUUGUUAUUCUGGAGAGCUUAUUCUCCCCUUAUCUCUGGGGAAACGACUGAGUCGAUGGCGUUGUGUCUUGGACAAGUGUUCAGCAAAGACAAAACAUUCAGACCAAGGAAGCGGUUUGAACCUGGCACCCAGCGCUUUGAACUCUACAAGAAGGCCCAGGCCUCGCUCAAGUCCGGCUUGGACCUGAGGAAAGUGGUUCAGCUGCCGGAGGGAGAGAACAUCAACGACUGGAUUGCCGUUCACGUGGUGGAUUUCUUUAACAGGAUCAACUUGAUCUAUGGCACAAUGAGUGAGUUCUGCACCGAGCGCACGUGUCCCAUCAUGUCUGGGGGGCUGAGGUACGAGUACAGGUGGCAGGACGGUGACGACUACAAGAAACCCACCAAGCUGCCCGCUCUCAAGUACAUGAACCUGCUGAUGGACUGGAUAGAGUCGCUCAUCAACGAUGAAGAGAUCUUCCCCACCAGAGUAGGUGUACCUUUCCCCAAGAACUUCCAGCAGGUGUGCAAGAAGAUCCUGAGCCGUCUCUUCAGGGUGUUUGUGCAUGUUUACAUCCAUCACUUUGACAGCAUCUGCAGCAUGGGUGCAGAGGCCCACAUCAAUACCUGCUACAAGCACUACUACUACUUCAUCUCUGAGUUCAACCUCAUUGAUCAUUCUGAACUGGAGCCCCUGAAAGAGAUGACAGAGAAGAUAUGCAAUUAAACAAAACCACAUGGACAAAGGAGUUUACAUUGUGACGUUAUCUGAGCCCCGUGAGAAUUCAUCGGCUUCCGAACACUCAAAACAAAGAACAAUUUUCACAUAAAGUUGUAUGAGUGGUUUUCUAAGCAUAACUGGGAAGGUCCACUAUCUUACCACACUUCUUCAGACGACGACCCUGCGCCUUCACAGAGGUUUUUCUUACAAUAAUUAUGGUGCUUCAUGCCAUCAUUAUAGGACUUGGUGUUGGUUUCUAAUACUGCAUCUCCUGUACUCACGUUUUUUCUUUCCUCCUCUGCAUGUAUGUUUAUGUUUGACCUUUUAAUACACAGUGCUGAGUCUUUUUAGUGAAUUGAACUGAAGAUUGUUUUUUUAAAUUUGAUAUCAGUGUUUUUAUAGUUUGAACAUAAAAAUGCAGCCUAAAAAUGAUCAUUGUUUUUGCAAAUGUGUUUU